CCCUUUCUAUAUAUAUAAAAAAAAUCAAUCUCAUUUCAUCAUCAUCAACAACCUCACAAACACAAAACCCAUCUCUCAAAAUCAUCACUUUCUCUCUCUAAUGGCGUCUCCUAAAUCCUCAACCAGACCCACCCAGCAAAACCCAGAACCCACUUUCCACGACUUCUUCCCCACGAUGGCCGGAACGCUCGGAGGAGAAGGUCUCAUCGACGAGCUCUGCAAAGGGUUCGAGCUACUCAUGGACAGAGACAGAGGUGUCAUCACUUUCGAGAGCUUGCGGCGAAACGCGUCGGCCGUUCUUGGGCUCGGAGACUUGACGGACGAAGAUGUAAGGUGUAUGAUCAACGAAGGGGAUUUCGAUCGAGACGGUGCGUUGAAUCAGAUGGAGUUUUGUGUGCUCAUGUUUAGGCUUAGUCCUGAACUGAUGGAGGCGUCACGGUGUGUUGUCACGGAAGCGAUCGAAGAGGAGUUUUGUGAUCGAACGCACCGGCGUUGAUGAUAGAACACUUCUUUCUCCAUCAGAGACUUUGACUGAUUUGUUUUUACUAUUUUUUAAUCGAUUCUUCUUUUAUGUUCUUUCUAUGCUCUCUUUGAUUUCCCUUGGCAGUUCGUAUAAAUUGUUGGAUAUAUUAUUAUAAAACUGAUAUGGAAAAUCAUUUGAGAACAAAACAUAUAUAACAAAUGCAAAUUUAUCUC
Molecule: messenger RNA, 696 nt
Organism: Brassica oleracea var. oleracea
Lineage: Eukaryota; Viridiplantae; Streptophyta; Magnoliopsida; Brassicales; Brassicaceae
Product: calcium-binding protein PBP1
Exons: 1
Coding region: 101-496 (131 amino acids)
Molecular function (GO): calcium ion binding
Source: RefSeq, a predicted model, not a curated record